AUGGCAGAUUUAUCUAGUGCUCAAGUUCAACCUGUACCCGCAUUCUUAAAGACCGGAGUGGAUUAUGCCGGUCCAUUUUUUGUUAAGUUAUCUAGGUCUACAGAAAUAGUAGAAGAUUAUAGUUCUGAUGCCUUUAUUGCUGCCUUCCAGCGUUUCAUUUCUCGUCAAGACCAUUGCUCCGAUCUGUAUAGUGAUCGUGCUACUAAUUUGGUGGGUGCUGAUAUUGAAUUGCGUAGAAGGUGGUACGAAUUUAAGGAGUCCAAAUCUUUUCAGUAUCAAAUGAGUUCCUUGAAAACUCAAUGGCAUUUUAACCCUCCCGCUGCUCCGAACUUUAGUGGAGUCUGGGAAUCAGUUGUAAAGUUGAUGAAGCAUCAUCUUCGGCGAGUAGUUGGUAAUCAGAUUUUAACGUUUGUCGAAUACUCCACAUUGCUUUGUAAAGUUAAAGUUUGUAUGAAUUCGCCACCUCUAUCUCCUUUAAGAGAUAAUUCUAGUGAUUUAGACGUUUUGACCCCUGCCCAUCUGCCUAAUCCAAAGCCAGUGACGCUGCUACCAGAGCUAGAUUAA
Messenger RNA from Copidosoma floridanum, 564 nucleotides. RefSeq lists its product as uncharacterized. NCBI's taxonomy places the organism in Eukaryota, Metazoa, Arthropoda, Insecta, Hymenoptera, Encyrtidae. The record is from RefSeq and is a predicted model, not a curated record.